AUGGCCAACGACAAAAGCACCGUAGUCCAUUCGACGACCAUCAGUGAAUUUAAUCCAAGCGAAGACAAAUGGGGCAUUUGGAAAGAGCGUUUGGACAUUCACUUCACCGAAAUAAAUUGCACCGAGGAAAAAGCAAAAAAAGCGAUUUUAUUAAAAUCAAUUGGAUCUUCAGCAUAUGAACUAUUACGCAGUCUAUGUGAUCCAAAGACGCCAGUGAAUAUAGAUUUGAGUGAGCUGUGCGACAUUUUGGAAUCUCACUUCACACCUCCAACUAUUGUAUAUCAUGAACGUAAAAAUUUCCAUGACGCUAUUCGCAACGAAAACGAAAGUGUGUCAACAUGGUAUGCUCGUAUCAAGAAGCUGGCUCUGCAAUGUAAAUAUGGCAACAAUUUGGAUGUGAUGGUAAAAGACAAGUUUAUUACUCAAUUGCCCGAGAAAAUUUUCACACGUAUAUGUGAAGAAGACGAAAAUUUGUCAUUGGCCGAUGCUCUUAAAAAAGCGAUGAAAGUUAACACGGAUUCCGAAGUUAACUACAUGAGUUCAAAAAAAGGACAAAAACCUCGCAACAAAUGCAACAACAACCGUAAAACAGCAGUACAACCGCCUGGCAAGAAAACCGCCUGUACGCGAUGUGGAUGGAAGACACAUGAGGCCACUACAUGUCAAUACAAGGAAGCUACGUGCCAUACCUGUUCAAAGAAGGGUCAUUUAAGUAGCGUUUGCCGCUCCAAACAGGAAAAUAACAAGAAAAAUUUCAAUUUUAUUAAUUCUUCUAAUUCAAACCCAUAUGUAAAUUCUAUUUCUAAUGGCAAUUCGUUUGAUUUUUCUUUAUACAGUUUAAAUGAUGAUGAAUCUAGCGGCAUGUAUUGUUUGAAGGUCAAGUUCAGCGGCACAAUGAUGGACAUUGCAUGUGAUACGGGGGCACCGCGCACAUUUGUUCCGAAGACUUUCUACGAGAAGCAUUUAUCACAGUAUCCGCUAAUGGCUUCAAGUAUUACUUAUGGGGACACCAGCAAACGUAUUACAGUUGUAGUGACCGAUGCAAACGCACCACCUUUAUUAGGUAGAAAUUUUCUACGUGCAUUUAAAUUUUUGCUAGUGCAAAUGGAUCAAAAUCAUGAGAACCUUGUUCACUCGAUUCGAUCUCCAGAGAAUCGAAGUUUGUCCGUAAUUGUAGACCAAAUUAAAAGUCAAUUUUCAGAACUUUUCGAUGGCCAAUUGGGCAAAUAUAAUGUUUGUGAAAUUUCAUUGCAAAUUGAUAGUCAAGCCAAGCCGGUAUUUUGUAAGCCACGACCAAUUCCAAUUGCUUGGAAGUCUGAAAUUGAACAAAAUCUGAGAGAUUUAGUUGCAAACGGCGUUCUUGAACAAAUUGAAACUGCAAAGUGGGGAACACCGUUAGUUCCCGUUCCUAAACCAGAUGGCAAAUUACGUGUCUGUGGUGACUACAAAACUACAAUUAACAAGUUUCUUGUUGAUGUUAAAUACCCAUUGCCUCUGAUCGAGGAAAUCUUCACAUCGUUACAAGGUGGAGAAUUAUUUAGUAAAUUAGACAUGAGUGCUGCCUAUAAUCAAUUGUGUUUGGAUGAAGCAUCAUCUCUAUUGUGUGCUUGGAGUACUCAUAUUGGUACAUUUAAAAUGAAAAGAUUACCUUUUGGCGUAAAGCCGGCAGCUGCUAUUUUUCAAAUGCACAUGGAAAAUUUACUAAGGGGUAUCAAUGGCGUAGUUGUAUAUCAAGAUGAUAUCACAGUCACUGGAAGAGAUUUCAAAGACCAUCUCUUUAAUUUAAAAUCGGUUUUAAAAAAAAUGGCCGAUGCUGGUUUGAGAUUGAAUGCAGUUAAAUGCAUUUUCUUUCAAAAACAAAUUUCUUAUCUUGGUUUUACCAUCGAUAAAAAUGGUCUGCAUAAGAACAGAGACAGAUUUGCGUCUAUUUUGGAUGCACCUAUUCCUAAAGAUAUUCAUGAAUUGAGAGCAUUUAUUGGCAUGGCUAAUUACUACUCACGCUUCAUAAAAGAUUUUUCAAAUAAAAUGAAUCCGUUGUACAUUUUGCUUCGGAAAGACGUUCAAUUCAUAUGGAACACAGAUUGUGAAAAGGCAUACGAUUUAAUAAAACAUGACAUUUCGUCAGAGCAAGUGAUGACUCAUUUCAAUCCAAAACUUCCAAUCGUUCUAACGACUGAUGCAUGCAAACAUUCUGUGGCAGGAGUCUUAUCGCACCGGUUUCCGGAUGGGCUCAAACCCGUUGCUUUCAUUUCGAGAUCCUUAUCCAAAAGUGAAUUGAAUUACUCCGUCAUUGAAAAAGAAGCAUUAGCCAUAUUUUUCUCUGUCACUAAAUUGAAACAAUAUUUAUUGGGAAACUUUUUCACCAUCUCAACAGAUCAUAAACCCCUAUUAUCUAUUUUUGGUGAAACACACGGUUUACCUUUGAUGGCCGCAGCUCGCAUGCAGCGCUGGGCCCUGAUAUUGAGUGGUUUCAAUUAUGAAAUUAAAUAUGUAAAGGGCAUCGAUAAUGAGGCUGACAGUUUAUCACGUUUACCUCAGCUAUCGUACAUUGAAAAAUAUAAUGAUGCAAACUAUAUAGAUUUGAUUGAAAAAGAUAAUGCUUUUCGAAUAAAUUUUAAAAAUAUUGCCAUUGAAACGAGACGCGACCCCAUUCUCAUUAAACUUUUGGAAGCUAUCGAAAGCACCACUAUUGACAAAUUAGAUUCCAAUUUUGAUGUGUUCAAAAGCAAAUCACUUGAACUUACCGUCCAAUAUGGAUGCAUCAUGUGGGGGUUUCGAACGGUGGUGCCAACAAAACUUCGGCAAUAUAUUCUUAAUGAAUUACAUGCAUCCCAUAUGGGAGUAGUCAAAACCAAAUCAUUGGCAAGAUCAUACGUAUGGUGGCCAAAAAUUGAUUCUGAAAUUGAAAAUUUAAUAAAAAAAUGUGUUCCGUGUCAACAAUUGCAGGCAAGUCCACCCAAAGCCGAGCUAAUACCAUGGAUACCAACAGACUCAGUUUGGAGUCGAAUUCAUAUCGACUUUGCUGGACCAAAUCUUAACCAUUAUUUUUUAAUCGUGGUAGAUUCACACACGAAAUGGGCUGAAGUUUUUAAAACAAAAAUAAUCACAUCGGCCUUUACUAUUGGUAAAUUGCGCGAGUUGUUUAGUCGCUAUGGAAUUCCAGACAAAAUUGUUAGCGACAAUGGAACUCAAUUCAAGUCUGCCGAAUUCAAUGACUUUACCACACGUAACAAUAUUGAACACAUUUUCACUUCCCCAGGUCAUGCCGCAACAAAUGGCCAGGCUGAGAAUUUUGUAAAAACGUUCAAAAAGUCAUUCAUUGCUAGUGUAAACAGUGCAAAGUCAAUGAAUUCAUCGCAUAAUAUAGACAAGAUUAUAAAUCGAAUUUUGCUCGAUUAUCGUAACACAAUCCACUGUACAACAAAUGAAACGCCAGCGAAAUUAUUUUUUGGACGCACUUUGCGUACACGCUUCAGUAAUUUGCGACCACCAACCGUUAGUGAGGUAGUUGAAAGCAAGCAAAACAAACAAAUAAAAUAUUUCAAAGGCAAACGAAAUGUAACUUUUAAUAAAGGUCAAAAAGUUAUGAUUAGAAAUCACAAAGAUCCUAACAAUGCAUCAUGGUUGCCAGCAAAGAUUAAACAAAAAAUGGGUCCACGUACGUAUACUUGUGUCUACACACACAACAAUAAAGAAAUAAAUCGUCAUUUGGAUCAAAUUCGUGAUCAAUCUAUUGAUACAGAUAAACCUCUAUAUGAAGAUGUUAAGGCAAAUGCGACUGUGAUCAGUGUUUCUGAUGAGGGUUCAGGUAAUGAAUUGCAAUCGUCACCGUCAUCUAGCAACGAUUCUAAGGCUAAUGAUCCGGACUGGAUUCCAAAUGCAACUCGAAGCACUUCGGAUUCGGGCCAUCAUGAAAAACAAAGAAAAUUGCGCUCGUACAGAAAUCGUAAAGUUAGUUGA
Messenger RNA from Eupeodes corollae, 3960 nucleotides. RefSeq lists its product as uncharacterized. Gene Ontology annotation, molecular function: nucleic acid binding. The transcript is spliced from 2 exons. Gene Ontology annotation, biological process: DNA integration. Bases 1 to 3960 code for a protein of 1319 amino acids. NCBI's taxonomy places the organism in Eukaryota, Metazoa, Arthropoda, Insecta, Diptera, Syrphidae. The record is from RefSeq and is a predicted model, not a curated record.